Molecule: messenger RNA, 3163 nt
Organism: Mytilus trossulus (common blue mussel)
Lineage: Eukaryota; Metazoa; Mollusca; Bivalvia; Mytilida; Mytilidae
Product: glutamic acid-rich protein-like
Exons: 12
Coding region: 65-2818 (917 amino acids)
Source: RefSeq, a predicted model, not a curated record
UAGACCUGUCAUAUGAACCGGAAGUAAAAUUAAAAAAACGCGCCAUAAAACCAAAACAGUUAUAAUGCAAACUAAUCUAAAGAAAUUUGUAAAAAGUAUCAUUAGUUCAUCUGACUUGAGUGUGUUAACAAAGCGCCAGGUGAGAGAUGCCUAUAGUCAGCAUGUUGGGAGGAAACUGGAAAGUUCAGAAAAACUGACCAUCAACAAACUUGUAUACCAAUACUUGGAUGAACUUAACCAGAGUAGUUCUUUCUCAGAUGGAACCUCUUUGAAUUCAUCUGUUAACUUGGAUAACAAAGAAAAUGAAAAGAAACAGGAAAAAGAGGAACAAAAUACAUCUUCAUGUGGUAAAGUCAUUACACCAAAGAAAACAAAAAAUGAAGGAACUCCAUCUAAAAUACUUAAAUCAGAAAAGAAAUCUUCCCAAAAAAUAGGUUCUCCACCUAAAGUAAUUAAGAAGGAUAAUCAUGAUAGUCUGCUGAAGAAAACCCCUCAAAUGAAAACAGGUUUAAGCAUAGAAAAAUCUGUAUCUGGUAACAAGUCUAGCCAAAAAAGGAUUGAUGAUAUACCAUUUAAAAACAAAAAUUCCGCUGAUAGUAAAAGCUGUGAAAAAGGAAAUGUGACUGUUAGUCCAGGAGGAACUAAACGUUUAAGUGCUAAUCAGGUGCUUGAUGCUGUUCUAAACUUGGAUGUUAAUGAAUGUAGCGAGGAAGAAGAAGAAGAAAUCAGUGAUGCAGAAAGUGAAGAGGAAUGUAGUAUAUCUGAAACAGAACUACACUCCUCCCCAGGAAAAAAGUUCAGCCAUAUGGUAACCAAUUCAGACGAUGAAAUGGACUGGAUACCAUUUGCUGAUGAGUCCCUGUCAAAAAGGAGAAGAAAUGUCAUUGAAAGUGAUUCUGAUGAUGAAGAUGAUGAGAAUGUAAUAAAUGAUAGGGCAUAUGACAGUGAUGAUGACAAGGAAGAAGAGAAGAUGGAAAAACAUAAAAGAAAGAAUAAUGAUACAAGAGAGAAAAGGAGAAAAAUUAAUAAAAAACAAAUGUCUGAUGACGAAGAAAGUCCUAUUAAAAUAAAAAAUACAGGAAAAAGUAAAGGUACUUCGAGAAAAAGAAAGAGUUUUAAUAUGGAUAGUGGAUCUGAGUCAGAACAACAUGAGAAGGAGGUCAACACAGUCUUAAAAGAAAAGAAAAAAAGAAAAACAAUAAAAAAAUAUGAAAGUGAGUCAGAAAGUGAUUUGAAUGACAUAGGAAAUGUAGAGGAAUCUAAAUCUAAACAUAAACAGGAGAAUGAAAAAAAGAACAAGACAAAAGGAAAUAAAAGAAAAAUGAUUUCAGAUAGCGAAAGUUCUGAAGAUAUCAACAGUGACAAUGAUUUUCAGGAGAAAAGGAAAGAAAAAACAAAUUUGAUCAACAGUAAAAAAGAAAAUAAAAAGAAGUCUGUUUCUAAAAACAAAGAAUCAUCAAAGGUCAAAAUUAGACAAGAAAAGAAAAGACAGAAGAUUGUAGAGGAUUCAAGUUCAGAGGAUGAAAUGUUGAUUAAUAUUUCUAACAAGAAAACUAACAGCGUGUCACAGGAUGAAGAAAAAAUAAAGAAUAAAGAACUUUCAAGUUCAGAGGAUGAAAUUUUGAUUAAUAUCUCUAAUCAUUCUAAUAGGAAAACUAACAGCGUGUCACAGGAUGAAGAAAAAAUAAAGAAUAAAAAACUUUCAAGUUCAGACGAUGAAAUGUUGAUCAAUAUUUGUAAUAAGAAAACUAAUAGCAUAUCAAGUGAUACAGAAAAAAGGAACAAUGUAAAAGGAGACUCUAUUAAAGAUUUAAAGAAAAGAAAAUCAAGCACUGACAUUCCAAAGUCUAAGAAUCGGUCUAAGAGUUCAGUUCUUGAUGAGGAAACAUCUGAUGAGGAACUACCUUUAGUCAGCAUUAAAAAGGUGACUUCUGAUGAGGAUGGGGACAGUAGUUCAGAAGAGGAAAGUAAACCAGUCAAAAGUACAGCAAAGCACAAAUCAUCAAAGCCUAAACAUGUUAAGGUGACUUCUGAUGAAGAUAGUUGUUCAGACAAAGAAAUUGAACCAGAAAAGAAGACAGCAAAGGUCACUUCUGAUGAAGAUCGAGGCAGUAGUUCAGAAGAGGAAAGUAAACCAGUCAAAAGUACAGAAAAGCCCAAAUCAUCAAAGCUGAAGGUGACUUCUGAUGAGGAUGGGAACAGUAGUUCAGAAGAGGAAAGUAAACCAGUCAAAAGUACAGCAAAGCACAAAUCAUCAAAGGUGACCUCUGAUGAGGAAAGUGACAGCAGUUCAGAAGAGGAAAAGAAACCAGUUAAAAGUACAGGAAAAAAGAAAGUAUCAAAGGUGACCUCUGAUGGGGAUAGUGACAGUAGUUCAGAAGAGGAAAGUAAACCAAUCAAAAGUACAGGAAAGAAGAAAACAUCUAAGAAAUCAACUGAUAAAACAAGUCCAGAACAAGAAAAUAAAUAUGUGAAAACACUGAAAAGUCUAUGUUCCCAAUGUGGUAAAAAUGCAGCAUUUCAUCUGAGGGGAUUAAAUACAAAUGGAGAGAAAAUUGUAAAGCUGAAAUCAAUCCUCCGAGAUCUUGGAAUGAAAGGUAAACCAAGUAAGGAACAGGUUCCAAUGGUUUUAUUGAGAAAGGAAGCAGCUGAACUCGAUUGUGACAAUAUUAUUGGUAAAGAAAAAGUGAUUGGUCAACGUAAUGCAAGAAGUAAAUACAACAGACAUGAUAGAAAACCACAACCUGUUGCUCCACAUGUGUCUCCUGUCAAAUUCAGUCGUAUAAAAGACCUGAUAGAAAGUGAAGAGUCAGAUUAAAUAUUUGUUUUAAGACAAACUUGAAGAAGAUAGUGCUAUUCAAUGGAAAAGAUGUAGCAUUUUUUUUUAUCAUGGAGAAUGGACAUUUAAUGAAAUACAAAAUGAUAUUGUCACCAUUAAUUAUAUUGAAGGAGUGUUCACUAAAAAAUGUAGAAGUAGUAGUUUGUGCUGUUUGAUGUGAAAAAUUGUGUUUGAAUGGAAAGUGUCCUCACAAUUAGAUUGUUUUAGAUUAAGAGAGCAGUUUUUCCAAACAAAGUCAUGGGCAUAUGGAUUUGUUUAUUAAACCAUCCUCUCUGUCUGUCUGUCCAGAACACAUUUGUAAAGCAUUUUUUCUUUAACAGCAGA